Molecule: messenger RNA, 1932 nt
Organism: Porites evermanni
Lineage: Eukaryota; Metazoa; Cnidaria; Anthozoa; Scleractinia; Poritidae
Source: the annotation of a GenBank genome assembly
AGUGAAGAUGAUGAUGAUCUGACUCACCUUGAACAAUGCACUGGAAACCUAAAGAUUGCUGAAGAUAAUUUGUGGAAGAAAGAUCUAGAAACUGAUGCAAAUACAACUACAUGUACAAUGCAGCAGCAAAGUGCAAAUCUUGAAAGUCUUAGUUCAUCUCAACUGUGCAAUACGUUUUCACCAAGCUGCAUUCCACACUUCACUCCCUUUUAUGUCAGUGUCAUUGAAGAUCCCGAAGCUAAAAUAGGCGCCACUCAGUUAACAAAACAUGAGAAAAAACUUUUGUCUGAAUACGAGCAGCGAGAAGGUAUUCACUUGGCAAAGAUGAUGGACAAUUAUGAAAAUCCCAAGGAAUGGGCAGGAGAGACAUAUGAAAGAACAGCUGUUAAACAUGGUGAUAGAGCAUUUCACAAGUUUAAUAAAAAACUGCAACUAUGUCCACAACAAUGCUUAAGGUAAGCUUUUGUUAGAGGAUUAUAAUUAUCAAGCACCAGAAACUCUUUGUAGCGGUGAUCAAAUACAAAGAGGAGAACUGGAUUGUAUUAGGCACCCAAGAGUAUUUUUGACAAGAGAAUAUCAUUGUAUUUCCAAACGUGUUAUGGUGUAUGUAAUUCGUCAAGUUCAAUGUAGAAUUAUUGUUGAAUCCCUGUUAAUUCUGUGUUUAUUUACAUUUUUGUGCUAGAUAUCAGUGGAAUGGCGCUCCUGUGUCUACGGUAACUGAAAACGUGUCAAAGCUCUUGGCAAACGUUCCCCGAUGUCAACAUUGUGCAGCAGAGCGAGUCUUUGAGUUACAGUUUAUGCCCGCGCUGAUUGGUAAUUUAAAAUGCGCAAAACGGUUGAAUUUAGCUCAUAAACCUGAUUCCCCUCACCAUGAAAAUCAAGAAGGACAAAUAUCACAAGAAAGCGAUCAAACUAAACUGGAAACUUUAGAAAACAAUGAAAUUUUUGCAGAUGAUCAAACCCACCAACAAGACCGAUGGAAGACGUUCAUGGCAGCUGUCAAUCAAACUCGUGACGUCACAAUCGAAUUUGGAACUGUAAUGGUGUUCACGUGCUCUCAGGGUUGCUGGAAAAAUGUAGAAAACAACGAAGAUAGCAGNUGAUGGACAAUUAUGAAAAUCCCAAGGAAUGGGCAGGAGAGACAUAUGAAAGAACAGCUGUUAAACAUGGUGAUAGAGCAUUUCACAAGUUUAAUAAAAAACUGCAACUAUGUCCACAACAAUGCUUAAGGUAAGCUUUUGUUAGAGGAUUAUAAUUAUCAAGCACCAGAAACUCUUUGUAGCGGUGAUCAAAUACAAAGAGGAGAACUGGAUUGUAUUAGGCACCCAAGAGUAUUUUUGACAAGAGAAUAUCAUUGUAUUUCCAAACGUGUUAUGGUGUAUGUAAUUCGUCAAGUUCAAUGUAGAAUUAUUGUUGAAUCCCUGUUAAUUCUGUGUUUAUUUACAUUUUUGUGCUAGAUAUCAGUGGAAUGGCGCUCCUGUGUCUACGGUAACUGAAAACGUGUCAAAGCUCUUGGCAAACGUUCCCCGAUGUCAACAUUGUGCAGCAGAGCGAGUCUUUGAGUUACAGUUUAUGCCCGCGCUGAUUGGUAAUUUAAAAUGCGCAAAACGGUUGAAUUUAGCUCAUAAACCUGAUUCCCCUCACCAUGAAAAUCAAGAAGGACAAAUAUCACAAGAAAGCGAUCAAACUAAACUGGAAACUUUAGAAAACAAUGAAAUUUUUGCAGAUGAUCAAACCCACCAACAAGACCGAUGGAAGACGUUCAUGGCAGCUGUCAAUCAAACUCGUGACGUCACAAUCGAAUUUGGAACUGUAAUGGUGUUCACGUGCUCUCAGGGUUGCUGGAAAAAUGUAGAAAACAACGAAGAUAGCAGAUACCUGGAAGAGUUUUGUUUGGUUGAAUGUGACCCGGAUGACCGCUUAUUUAAAUAA